Seminavis robusta is the source of this 1708-nucleotide messenger RNA. The record is from the annotation of a GenBank genome assembly. Lineage: Eukaryota; Bacillariophyta; Bacillariophyceae; Naviculales; Naviculaceae.
UCUUUCGAAUUCCAAAUAUUCCAUUUGACGCUGGUCCCAAUCACUGUAACUUGUCCUGACUCCAUGUCAUCUAUCCCAUCUUCUUUCCUAUCGAGUCGAGUCGAGUCGAGUCUGUGAUUGAUCGUUCCUAGCAUCCCUUCCCAUAAUAAUACAUAUUGUCUUUUGGAGCAAGAUGAUGAUCUCUAAAAGGACCAUUCUGAUCAGUUGCUUGGUACUGGCCUCGCCAUCUCUUCACGAUGGGUUUCUUCCGGUCCGUGCCAUGGGUCCAUGGCCUCGCAGUAGCGGCGGAUGGUCCUCACCUCCCACACAUUCGGCAGCAUUAGCGUCAUCCUAUGCGACUGUGGAUCCCUCCCACUGGAUGCCCCUCUUGAUCAAGGCAGCGGGAUUUUUCUUUGACACGAAACUGGAACAACUGGGAAACCUCCUGCAUUGCGAUCAAGCCCAACUGAAUGUGGUCCGCCGAGAGCUCGUGGUGCACAACUUUACAGUACACGAUCGCAAUCGCAAUCACAACAUUCCUGCCUUGCGAAUUGGACGCCUCCAUGUCACGUGGGAUUCCUACAGUCAGCCCUGUCUCGAGGUGGAAGUGGAAGACGUCGAUAUCCUGGUGGAAUUUACAAAUCUCUUUUUGACCCGCAAUAAUUGGAAUGAGCUCAAUGAUUUGGGAUUUCCUCCCGAAUUGGUGUACUACAAUACAACAACCACAACAACUUCUUCUUCGUCCGAUUCGGAACUCAUUCGCAUUGGUAGCUUGGAUUUGCAGGGUCGCGUGUCGUUGCAAACGCGAUCGCGACCCUUGAACAAAACCAUUCUCCCGGAUGAUCUUGUCUUGGACUUACGGUCCAUGCGGGAUCUCAAAUACAAAAUUCAGGCCCUGGCAGAAGCCAAUGAUCCGAAAGGGUGUACGUCCGACCAAGUCUAUCAAGUGGUGCGAUCCUUGUUUGGUGCCAAACUCAAAGAGGCAUUGCAGUAUGCCUUGGAAGACAUUGCCACCAACAGCAGCAACAGCCGAGUGGCCAAUCAUUCCAAAGUCUUGUGGUCGUCGGCCAAAGCGGCCGUCCUGUCGUACGCUUCGGAUCUGGAAACUCAUUCGGUGGGCAAGUUCAAAGGCAAGUUGUUGGACAAGAUCCAGAAUACUAAGAAUGAGGAGGGUGACCCUGGGUUAUCGGAGGAACAAGUUGACCAAAUGGUGGCAGAGAAUCUCGCCAAGUUAAAGGUCACGGCCAGUUCUGUCAGUUCCAAAGUAUGGACCGAGAUGAGGGGGUGGUUGGACGCUGCCAAUACGAAUAGAGCCGACCCAGACGAGGAGGAAGAGGAUAUCAUCAUCUUCCCAGACUGGUAGUUAUUCUCUCAAAGCAACGCAUCAAUACGUGCCCGGGCACAAACAGGAAUCUUCGCCCACAACAACAAUUUGCCUUUUUGUGGAGGACACAUCCGUUGCAACUCAUUCCCCAAUGACACCGACUUCCCCAUGGUUGGACUCCAACCAACACAUCGGCAGCCGCAACACCUCAUCUGAAAUAAGGUUCAUGAAUCAUUGGAGGUGGAACGUUGUACCGGUACCAUAUUACGGAAUCACAUCAAUCAACAAAGAGCCAACAUUAGCUAGCUACAGUAGUUGUGCAGAAACGCACUCCGCCAAUGGACGAUGAUACCAUGGUUUGCCUACGAUAUAGAAUAACUCCUACAGAUAGACCAAUUACUUACU